Octopus sinensis (East Asian common octopus) is the source of this 1906-nucleotide messenger RNA. Its product is annotated as putative malate dehydrogenase 1B. Lineage: Eukaryota; Metazoa; Mollusca; Cephalopoda; Octopoda; Octopodidae. The record is from RefSeq and is a predicted model, not a curated record. The transcript is spliced from 6 exons. Bases 124 to 1863 code for a protein of 579 amino acids. Gene Ontology annotation, molecular function: L-malate dehydrogenase (NAD+) activity. Gene Ontology annotation, biological process: tricarboxylic acid cycle; malate metabolic process; oxaloacetate metabolic process.
CAACACAUUAGGCGUAUAUAACGUAAUGCAGUAAGAUGUUCCCUGAUGAUCCGUUGUUGUUAAGAAUCCAUUCCACUUGAAACAUCCAAUGCAGUGUCGCAAAGAACUAGAAUAGUGAAACGAAUGCAAGACUGCCCUUACUAUGUCCGAGCAGAGCUGCUUGGGGACAAACUCGCACGUAAUCUUCCAGAUUUCAAAAUUCACAAGAUUGUGAAAACAACUGCAGAAUGGCCGGAAUGGCUUUGUGAAAUAUGUGAGGCAAAUGGUUGGAAGCAUGAACAAUCACCAAUAAUUUGGAGAGAAUUGGUUGAUCGAGGUGGGAAAGGUGUUUUAAUUGGUGGAUCGAAUGAAUUUGAAGAAUAUGCAUACGGCUACUAUGGCGUUACUAUUGAUUUGGACGGCAAAAGUAUGAAAAUCAUUGCUUAUGAAAAUCAAACCACGAAAAUCGAACUUGAUGAAGAAGAAAGAGAAAGGAUAAGAAACGAAAAAUUCAUUAAAGUGUGCAUAACAAAUGCUAGUAGCCCAGUUUGUUUCAGUUUGGUCGACAGUUUACUCUCAGGGAAAAUAUUUGGUAAAGAGAAAAUUUCAUUGUGUCUUCUGGACUGCGAUCCAGCACAGACAGCUGAAUUGCAAUACAUCGCUGAAAAUAUACAAAACAUGGCUUAUGGACUUCUGUAUUUGAAUGUCUUUGUUACAUCUGACUGUGAAAAAGCUUUUAAAGGAAGUAGAAUUAUUAUCUUUUUGGAUGAGGUAGAAAGGAAAGAAGAGGAAAAAGUACAUCGGUGGACGGAAAGAAACGCUGUUCUUUUUGGGUUUUAUGGGACAACUCUGUUGAAAGUUGCCAAAAGUGACACGUUGCUAUUAGUUGCAGGAAAUAAUUACAUGUGUUUAAAUAUGAGCAUAUUAAAUGAGAUUGUUUCUCACAUUUCAUCCAGAAAUAUUAUUGGUGUUUCAAAAGUAAUUGAAAACCAGGCCAAAUCUGUUUUAGCUGAAAAACUGCCAGCAAGCAGCUGCUCCAUUGAUAACGUUGUUAUAUUGGGAAGUAUCAGCAAUGAUUAUUUGAUAGAAUUGGACAAGACUUUAGUUAGAGAGUUUGAUUGUGCAGUUGUUGGUCCAGCUACAUUCUCUCAGCCAUUAAAUGAUAUUUUUCAUCAACAAAGCUGGCUCAAGAAGGAGUAUGUAAAUGAAGUCAGUUCAAGAAAACACGUCAAUGAAAUGAAUUUACGGCACCCUACCUACCAUCUCAUUGGUCAUGCCAUAACAACAACAUUAAAUUACUGGUGGAAUGGUUUAUCAUCAAAUGCCAUAUUCUCUGCGACUCUUAUAUCCAAUGGUUGGUAUGGUGUUCCAGAAGGCAUCGCUUUUUCAUUCCCAGUAGCAUUUUAUCUACCAUUAGCAUAUUCUGUCAUUGAAAAUCUGAGUAUAUCUGAAAACUGCAGAGAAGAUAUGGAUUUAAUAAUCGAAAACUUGGUAAAAGAUAGAGCCUUGUUUGUAGUCAAGGAUGGAAAGUUGAUCUCAAAAGUUGUGUCUGUUGAAUCAUUACCAGAAUCAGAAGAGACUGAUUACUCAGCGUUUAUGAGUUCCAGAACACCAUCCAGUCAAAGAAGUGACGUCUUAAGCUUUCUGUUGGAAGAAAUGGUUGAAGAACAAGAAGCGCUGGAGAGGAGACGUACGAAAAUGUCCAUAUCCUCAAUGCCACGUGGGAGCCUAGACAGUGAGCACGACUUGGAGCUUGAAAAUCUAGACGCUAUAAUGCCUGAAGAAGAGGUGGAAGAGGAAAUUUCAGAAACUGCAUUAAAUACUGAAGAUAUCGAGAUAGAAGAUAAUAAUAAUAAUCCACCAGCAGAAGAAACUGAACAAUAAUUAGUUUAUAAUCUAAACUAAAAUAUUUUAUUAUUGAAAAAGA